This is a messenger RNA of Cuscuta epithymum, 1339 nucleotides long. Lineage: Eukaryota; Viridiplantae; Streptophyta; Magnoliopsida; Solanales; Convolvulaceae. The record is from the annotation of a GenBank genome assembly.
UAAAUGUCGUUGUUGUCCGAAGUUGGCCCGCCCCAAAGUCGCAGCUUCUCCCAAAACUAUUUUCUCGCACCUUCCACAACAUAUCCACGCCAGGCUCUUCCACACCAUAUCCACCUUCUCCCAAUCAACUAAAUGAGACCUUGGCAUUCUUCACAGUCAAUUCGCGGUCGGUGGAGGAAGGUGGGUUCGGUACUCAGCCUGAGAGUGUUUAUCUGAUGUAUCACAGUCGCGAGGUAUGUAGCUACUAUUUUUAGCUCUGAGAUCAAUUUCAUACUUUUUUCUUUAUCUGUUUGAAUAUGGAAAGAGUUGUAACCAUGGUUUUCAUUACUGUUGCUGAGGGAGGGUCUCCAAAGCUUAUAGUUCUGCAUGAAGAGGAUCGAGACUUCUAACUGGGAAAGAAAUGGAGUCUUGGCAUUUCCACACCGUAGCUACCUUCUCCCAGUCAGCUCAUACAUCGAGAAGAAGCUGGGGACAUGCUCUGAGAAAUCGGCCGACUGGAAUAAGAUAAGUUUUUCCAAACUUUUUUGUCUUUAUAUUUUCAGAUCUGAUGUUUCUUCAAAUUUAUGUAGCUAUUGUUAUAUAUUAAUCAUGUAUAUUAAUGUAAGUAUAUUGUCUCACGACUUUGAGAUCAAUUUUCAUGAAACUUUUUGUCUUAAUAUUUCAAAUAUCACAUACUACGUAUGUACUUAGAUCUGUUUGGAUAUGAUGUUACGAAGUUACUUCAGAUUUUUACGGAUUUUAUAUUAUUAAAUUAAAUUGUAUCGAUAUGAAAUGUCUUGAAAAUGCAUUUGUGACUUUCAAAAUCAGGCUGUAAUUGCAUUGCUAUUUCUGAAAGAAUAAGAUACCUACCCUAAAUUAUACUACGUACUUUUUUAAUACUGGAUCAAUUUCUUUCAAAGUGUUCAAGAUAAAGCCAAUCUCAAUUAUUGUGGGUUGUGAAGAUCGAAAUACUUAGAUUUCUCAUCAUUGGUCCUAAUUUCAUUUUAGGCUUGGCUACGGUGGAAGUAAAAGAACAUCAAAGAAGAGAGAUCCCUAUAUAAUGGCUGAAGCAUUGAUUAAAAACUUAACAGCAUAUAUAAAAUGAUCCAUGUGGGGUAAAAGUCAUAAAACUGCAAUGAGCAACUGCUUGUUACUGACGUGCCAGUUGAGAUGUAACUACCCCAUUAUUGGGCUUCGAAUGUCCUAAUAUUUGCCAUGUGGUUGCAGCUGGGAAUUUCCAGAAAAUGAACCGUUAUUAUUUUGUGAAAGAAUCUGUAUUGUGUUUGUAUUUAGCCAUCUGUUGACACGUGUAAUAUUUUGAUGGCAAGAUUGCACCUGAUUGUUUUCACGAUUCUGCUUU